AUGACUGAUAUAAGCAGUCUUGAGCGCUCCUACCAACAAAUCACUUUCGUCAAACUCCAGAGACACGCUACGCUGUUCGAAACACUAGACUCAAACUUUCACAUCUGGUCAGAACAGCACGAAACUGUUGUAGAAUCAGGAAGAAAAGAAACUUGCAUACCCUCCGCUGAUGACUAUGAGCACCCACAGCAGCAGGAUCGCCACAACGUUAUGGAACAUCAUUUGAAAACAGCGCCACUAGCAACUGUUAAGAAGGCAAGAUCGCAAAUCUUCUCUGACAAGCAUUUAAAGGCCACAGGACCUUAG
Messenger RNA from Necator americanus (New World hookworm), 306 nucleotides. RefSeq lists its product as uncharacterized. The record is from RefSeq and is a predicted model, not a curated record. The transcript is spliced from 4 exons. Bases 1 to 306 code for a protein of 101 amino acids. Lineage: Eukaryota; Metazoa; Nematoda; Chromadorea; Rhabditida; Ancylostomatidae.